AGUGUUCUGCACUUCCGACGCUUCCGAUUUUUCCCAUGCCGCGUGCAUCGUGUAUCGAGUUGACCAUGCUUGUGCCCUGUUGUGCUCAAACUUCGUAAACAUGACUUACAAAAGCCAGUUAACUCCUCGCUGUAGGACUGGAGCAAGCUUGGUUAAGCACAAAGGGACGUUCUCCUAUAAUUCUAAAUUUUUCCUCAUUCCAAGUGGCACGGGUGUAAAAGUCUACAGCUGUGCUACCGGAGAAAGUACUAGCACUUUUAGCGAACACAGCACUGAAGUAGUCGCUGUUUUAAGGAACCCGGAAAACCUUGUGCAGGUGCUGAGUUGUUCUGACGAUGGUGUUGUGUACAAGUGGGACCCUUCAGAUGGUUCUGUGCUUAAGAAACAUGAGGUUUCGAUUCAUGUUGGAGAUGGGAAGGAGUAUAAGGUGACAGGCUUCUAUGCUCCACCAUCAUUUUCCUCCUGGUUUGUCCUCAGGCAAGAACCAGAUGCCAGCCACGGGAAGCUCGAAAGUAUGUCUCGUGAUGGUGGAGAAGGCCAGGUGCUAGUGGAGAAGGUGACCCUUGGCAGCUCCUCUCCCGUCGCAUUCAACUCGGAGGGUGGUUUCUACGCCACCAUCUACAAGGCCAAGCUCUCUGUUGGAACUACAGGGCUGCCUUCCCAACCUGCAUCUGUGUUUCAAGCCAUGGGCCACAAGAAAGGUGUGAAGUUCACUUGUGUUGCCUGCCACCCCACUGAGGCAUCACUUGCUACCGGUGACACCUUGGGACGCAUCACCAUUUGGCAGGGCCUGAAAGAGACUAAACCAGUGCGUUCCAUCCACCACUGGCAUACACUUCCUGUUUGUGACUUGGCCUACACUGCUUCUGGCAGUUUCCUGCUAAGCGGCGGUGGUGAGUGUGUGCUGGUCAAGUGGAGCCUGCCGUCGGGAGGAAAACAGUUUUUGCCUCGCAUGGGCUUACCAAUUCGCCACAUUGCCACCUCACCUGAUGCCACUUUAAUCCUCACGGCGCACACCGACAACUGUCUGCGGCUGGUGAGCAGCCAGAUGAAUGUGGUGCGGCAAGUGCAAGGGCUCGCACUGAGUCAAGGGUCUGCGCGUGAGCUCUUGUUUCACGACCCUCGUUCUAGUUCCCUGCUUCUCCGAGGAAUGCCAGGGCAUUUGCAGUUCUACCAACCCCAUGAAGACAAGCAGCUCUUCUGCCUGGAUGUGGUAGGCCAGAACUACAUGACCCAAGAGCGGGAGGGCGGCAUUGUGAACACCGAGGUAGUCCUCGCUGCCCUUGCUGAUGACUGGCUGGUCACCGUUGAGCACUGGGCUGAUGACAGCUUAGGCCCUGAGACUCGCCUGAAGUUCUGGCACUUUGACCACACGCUCCAGAACUUUGUCCUGGACACGAGUGUCUAUGCACCGCACAACGGCCCCCUCAACGACCUACAGCUGCACAAGCCGGACACUGAAAGCAGUCGUGGCACGUUCCUUGCACUCACAACAGCCGAUGACCGCAAGUUUCGUCUCUGGGCGCCACAGGAUGAGGUGGCAGUUCCUGAUGGGCCAGAACCCACUUCACAGGGCCAAGUAGUGCACGUGAGCUCAUGGAACUGCAUUGGCUCGGGGUCCUUUCGAGGCUUUGCAGCUGGCAAGGGCUCCAUCUCCCAAGAUGGCUCAUUGUUGGCAGUCAGCUUUGGCCGAUCAGCAACGCUCUGGUCUGAGGACUGUGCCCUGAGAGCUGCAUUGGCCCACCCACAGUGCCCUUCCAGCAUCACGGAACUGUGUUUCGGCCGAGGUGCCUCCUCGCACCUGCUCACAACGUGCACAGAAGUGAAGCUGAUUGUGUGGGACAUCAUCUGCCUCACAGUACUGUGGGAACUUGACUGCACAGUCACCUGCUUGGUAGCGGACAUCUCCAGCGAAGCAGUGGCAGCAUUCUGCAGCAACAACUCAAUGCUCCUGUUUGAGCCAAGGAUCAAGGAUUCUGUACAGACCAGUGAUGUCCCUGCCGAAUGCCAGCCAGUCAGGGCAGCCACGUUUCUGCCCAAUAGCUCGGCCAGUGGUGAUGCCUUGCAGCGACUCUGCUUUCUCAGCAAAGAGAAGGAACUCUACUCCUGGGUAGAUGAUACCAAGGAAAAAGAAGCUGUGAAGGCAAAUCAGUCAAUAAAACUGGAGUCUGUGGUGCCUCCCACGCCAUUCGGCGCUCUGGUGGCUCAAGAGAGCCGGUCAGCUGUAGCAACCGAGGCACCUGAACAGCACAGGCUUGGACUGUCCGGCUUCCGGGAAGUGCGCCAGCUUCUGGAUGUGGCCUCUCACACUUUGCCCCCAAUGACAAGUCUCUACGAAAACUUGCUGUCGGCAUUCCUUAGUAAUAAGGAACAACGAAAAAGAGUUGUAACGAAGUGUAAAGAAGCCACCGCUUCUGGUGAUGAUGCUGAUGCCAUGAGCCAAGUUGAGUCUGACUCAGAUGUGGACAUGGAUGUUGAUCAAGAACCUGGGGAGUGCAAAGCUUUGGAUACAGACAAAGUGUCAACUGCACAAGACAGUUCAACAGAGAGUGUCAAAUUAGCCAAAGCGAAGCACUUUGCCUGGUUGACUAAAAAGAGCUAGCACUACAUAAAAUAUAAGAAAUCAUAUCUAGGUUUUCACACUUCAUCGUUCAUCUAUUAAAGCAUAUUUAUCAUUUU
Molecule: messenger RNA, 2679 nt
Organism: Rhipicephalus sanguineus (brown dog tick)
Lineage: Eukaryota; Metazoa; Arthropoda; Arachnida; Ixodida; Ixodidae
Product: WD repeat-containing protein 75
Exons: 19
Coding region: 101-2602 (833 amino acids)
Biological process (GO): positive regulation of rRNA processing; positive regulation of transcription by RNA polymerase I
Cellular component (GO): nucleolus
Molecular function (GO): protein binding; RNA binding
Source: RefSeq, a predicted model, not a curated record